Messenger RNA from Chroicocephalus ridibundus (black-headed gull), 7146 nucleotides. It is a transcript of the gene GLIS3, whose product is annotated as GLIS family zinc finger 3. Gene Ontology annotation, molecular function: DNA-binding transcription factor activity, RNA polymerase II-specific; RNA polymerase II cis-regulatory region sequence-specific DNA binding. NCBI's taxonomy places the organism in Eukaryota, Metazoa, Chordata, Aves, Charadriiformes, Laridae. The transcript has 11 exons. The coding region runs from base 205 to 2985 and encodes 926 amino acids. Gene Ontology annotation, biological process: regulation of transcription by RNA polymerase II. The record is from RefSeq and is a predicted model, not a curated record. Gene Ontology annotation, cellular component: nucleus.
UCGCCGGGGAGCCCGCCGCGGGGAUGAGGACGCAGCGCUGUCUGGCAGGACGGGACGGGCACCCGCCCGGCAGAUUUGUCACCUCGCUGGUGAAUCAGCGGCGAUAGGCGUAAUGCACAAUGGAUUACUUACUGAGUUUGGAUUGAUAUCAGUCAUAGCUAUGGGUCUGUAAAAACACACUUUGAUUACAUUAACUUCUCAAAAAUGAAUGGGAGCUCAUGCAGUAUGAGCCAUCGGACAACAGGUAUUCCUCAUGGACCUAGGAUGAUCAGUGGACAGCAGAUCCCACCUAUCAGAGUUCAUGUAGGAACGCCCUACCCAUCUUCAAAUAGCAGCCCAGAUACUGGAAACUUGUCUGCCAGCCUGCACUUAAGGAUGCCCCUUGGAGGAGGGGUAGCUCCUCAGAGCAACAUCACUGACAGUACUAUUCACCUUCCUGCUCUAAGUCCCAGGAAACAAGUGGUUACAAAUGGGAAGCCUUUGUUACAAGUCUCACAGCCCCCAGGACUGCCAGCCCCACAGUCUUUAAAGCCAAAACAGCAAGAUUUUGGAAAUUCUUUCUCCCCAGGCACAGGUGAAGGAGGUCUUGGUUAUGGACCCGAGUACAAGUCCAUUGGAGAAGGCAGCUGCAACAAUGUAAGAGUCACCGCAAGUCCCAUGACAGUUCAGCAGCUGGGACCUGUUUCACCUCUUGCUAAUCAGGUUUCAACAGCAUGCAACCAGAUCAGCCCUAGCUUACAGAGGUCUAUGGAUGCUUCCAGCCUGAGGGCUUCUCCAUCAGAUACAAGGUCGCUCUUGUCAUGUGAGUCUUUGGCCUCUACGACGUUAAGCUUGUCAGAAAGUCAGUCCACUUUGAGUGUAAAGCAAGAGUGGUUGCAUGGGUUCAGGACACUUCCUUCUGUUCCUCCUGACCAAGGUUUACAAAACAGCAGUGAGCUGGGGGACUUACUAAAUUUUUUGCCUGGAACAUCUGUGUCCAGUAACUGUGUCUCUAACUCAUUACCGUCCUACUUAUAUGGCAUGGAAAAUAAGCAUUCCCCUUACUCUAGUCCUCGCCAUUCCUCAUCCCGGUCUCAAUCAGCCCGCUCCAAAAAGAGAGCACUCUCUCUGUCUCCUCUGUCUGACGGCAUUGGCAUUGACUUCAAUACAAUCAUCCGUACAUCCCCAACCUCUCUGGUGGCCUACAUCAACAGCUCCAGGACAUCACCAGCAAACGUCUCCCCACAGCCUGAAGUCUAUGGACAUUUUUUGGGAGUGAGAGGAAGCUGUAUACCCCAAAAUUGCUCUAUUCCAGCUGCUCAGAAAGGCCUUCUCAUGGCUAAUGGCAACAUCACCUUCCCAGGGUACACUGAGAAUGGGGCUGGUGAGUACCAGCGGAUGCAACAGCUGGAGCAAGCCAGCUUGCAGAUGGCCACCACAAGUAACAUGGUGAUCCAGCAGGGUGUGCCGCCCAUGGACAACCAGGCGGUGGGUGUCCUGAAAAACAAACGGCUGGAUGACUUCUCAGGCCAUGCGGUCGACAUGCCUCCUCCACCCCUGUUGCCACUGCCUCCUCCACAAGGGCCACCACCACCAUACCACGCUCACCAGCACCAGCAUCCACACAGCCUCCCCAGUCGCAUUCAGCUGCUGCCUGUGCCUCCUUCUGCCCCAGGCUCCCUGCUUGACGAAGAUGGUGAGAUAGAUGAUUUCAAUGGCAAGCAUGGCUGUCGCUGGGUCGACUGCGGUGCGCUGUAUGACCAGCAAGAGGAACUUGUGCGGCACAUAGAGAAGAUCCAUAUAGACCAGAGGAAGGGAGAGGACUUCACUUGCUUCUGGGCAGGGUGCCCACGAAGGUACAAGCCAUUUAAUGCCCGUUAUAAACUGCUGAUUCACAUGAGAGUCCACUCAGGAGAGAAGCCAAACAAAUGCACAUUUGAGGGUUGCAAGAAAGCCUUUUCCAGACUAGAAAAUCUCAAGAUUCACUUAAGGAGCCAUACGGGUGAAAAGCCGUACCUUUGUCAGCACCCUGGCUGCCAGAAAGCAUUCAGCAACUCCAGCGACCGCGCCAAGCACCAGAGGACACACUUGGACACUAAACCUUAUGCAUGUCAGAUUCCAGGAUGUACUAAACGAUACACAGAUCCAAGUUCCCUGAGAAAGCACGUGAAAGCCCAUUCUUCCAAAGACCAGCAAGUCAGGAAAAAGUUGCGAUCGAGCUUAGAGCUUGGCCAGGACAUCCUGACUGACUGCCUCACAAUCCAGCCCCUCCAGCCACCCCCGUCACCGCAUGAUGCUGCAGAUAAUACCAUGGGACACUCUCCAGGGCCUGCUCACGAUAUUUACCCAGCAGCCGUGUUCCCCAGCACACAGACAAGUCGAAGUGGAACAGCAGCUGGGGCAGUGUCCUUGUCCCACCCCAGCAGCCGCCCUUCCCCAGGACGUAACGUACAGGGUAGUCCUCUCCAUCCUUCCCCACAGUUACCUCUUCUCUCAUCUGCGGACUCAGAGAGGUUUGUUGCUCCGGCCCCUUCUCCUCACCACAUCAGCCCCCAGAGAAUUUCAGUUCCACAUCACAUGAUGCAGAGACAGACUCCACAACCUCCCCUCCUUCAUCAGCCUGGAGGAAUGCCUCUGAAGACAUACCAGCCAGCAGCAAGCCCUUCUUUUCAACCAAAUAGCCUCCACAUCCAAGGUUUUUAUGGGCAGCUUCAGACUUUCUGCCCUCCACAUUAUGCUGACACUCAGAAGAACAUACAAUCUUGCAAUGUGGUUCCUCCAUUUGAAGACUGCCUAGUUCCCACAACAGCAGGCCAGGCAGGACUUGGCAUUUUCCAUCGAACUUUUUCAGCUCAUUCUGGUAUUACAGUUUAUGACUUUCCAGCAGGCUCCACAGGUAUCUUUGGUGAUUCAGCUCGCAGCAUGCCAGAGGAUAGCGGUUUCCUACAAGUAAAUGCAGUGGAUCGUUGUUCUAGCCAGCUUUCUUCUGUCUACACUGAGAGCUAAAGUAGUAUAAAUCUAGUUACAAGAACUUGAUUCCAUUUCAUCUUGCCCUUUUGAUAUUUCUCUGCAAAAUUUUUCUCUCCAUGAAACUGCCACGUAUGUAUGGGGAUAUGGGUUGAUAUACAUACAUAAUGGAGAGGAAAAAAGCAAUCACCGAGCAUUCAUCAAGCAGUCAACUGAGAAGGAGAAUGUUUGGAGAAAGCAAGCUUUGCCAAAACUUUAGCAAUUGUUUCGUUUCUUUUCAUCUGUGGCACAGCAACUCUACUUUUUUUGUUCUUUCUUCUUUUUAAUUUCUCAAAGGGAAUUCACAGACUGAAUAAGAAAACUGCUUGUUGGCUGUAAUCCUUUCAAGCUGAAUGGGUGGACUUACUGAAGAACACAGCUUUGGAAAAUUCUUUUUUUAAAAAAAAAAAAACAAGGGGAAAAGAACUAAAACCAUUUCAAAGGCACACAGCUCUUUGCACAACCUGUUCGCAUGUGAUGCUUCCAAAGUUAAACACACACCAGCAUCAAAAAGGGAGAGAAAUUAGACAUACAUCCUGCCCCUACCCACUGGAGGCAUUGGUGCGGCUUCUUUUUGGAGCCAAAGAUCAUCGGUACUGGAUUUCUUACAGGCCUUGGUUUAGCUGUCUUUUCCUUCCCUCCGUAUUUCAAGCCAUACAACAUGGCCAUUGCUGUUUUUCCGGUUCUCCUUCUGACCUAGUGCUUUAUGCAAUGAGUAAGAAGGGUUAAAUGCACUACAUGAGAAGGUACAUGGACUUUGUCUAUAUUUAGCACAGCUGCUAGAUAAGAAUAAGUAUGUUUUAACUUUUUCUUGAUUUUUAAUUAUAUUGUAGAGCUUUAUCGCUGUAUGUGCUAUAGUACUCUGUAGGAAGGUUUAAAAUACCCUGUAGGAAAGAUUCUUCCUUAAAUUCCACAGAUAUCUUUAAAAGCAAUCUGUACUGAUUCAAUUAAUUUUUGUUGCCCAAAUAUUUUUCAUUCCCAUACCACAUUUUCAGGAAAAAGAGCUACUCUUAAGUUUGCUAUGUCCCCUCUGAUUAUUUAGAGUUGUAAAACUGAACUGGUUUGAUGGUUUUGAUUUUUCUACUCAAUGUCAGGCUCUGGUCCUCAAAUUUAGUCCAGGAUGCAAGCAAAUGAGGUUACCCUUCAUGAAAGCUACAGGAGUAUGAGUUUAAAACAGUAUUUUGCAGUGGAGAUGUGUUGUCACUGUGAUCCUGUAUUCCUUGGGAGCAACCCUUACAUUGUGUAAGACUGGGUAAAAACCCAGGUUAUUAAUCCCUGUUUAUCCAUUUUUUGGAUUUCAUACUGUGUAGUGUGCAUCUUAAUAUGCUUAUGACCUGGUUUAAUAAGAAGGGCAAAAAUCCAAAGUUCGUUCUUACAGGCUAGACCACAACUAUGCUUCUGAAAUCACUCCUCUAAAAAGAUGAAUUUAAAAAAAUGUUUAUACAAGCAUUUUCUUAUCCUGAGAUGCUUUUGAGAGUUGUUGAGUGCAGUUUGAGUCAAAUUCAUAAUUUUAUUUGCCAUUAUGUUGCAUAGAUGAAUUUAUGUCCAGAUGUUUGUAAACACUGUCAAUCUUUUGACAUUUAUAUUCAUGAAGUAUAUUCUUACAUACAGGAAUAUGUGCUUACAUACUUGAUGGAGAGAUUUUCAUCCAAUACAUACAAAGAAUAUAUAGAUAAACCAUGCAUAUAAAUGAUGUACAAUAAGAAGUAAUAUGGCUUAAAUACAGAUAAUUCUGUACUAAAUUCUUUCCCCUUUUAUUCUGCUUCUCACAUCACAAGUGAAUGUGUCGCUCUGCUUCAGCUUGCGAUGGUAGGCCUAGUUGUUACUAUAUGUGGUUUUUGUUGGGAUAAAUGACAUCAGGCCUCCCUACACAGCUACACAGACUCAGGCAAAAAGACAGUCCUUUUGCAUUAAUGUAUGAUCUGUCCCAGUGCAUUGACAGUGAGUUUUGCUUUUUAAUGAAGCUUUAAAUUUGUGCUGUCCUAAAGCCCAUUCUGUGGUCACUCCACAUGCAUAACUUGGUUCAGCAGGAGUAAUUAGGCAUGCUGAACUCUUCAAUUUCAAAUGUGUAGGACUAUGUUUUGUCCCACUGAAAUCAACUAGAGCAGGUUCAGGCCCAGUGUGUACAUACGCAUGUAUAUGUACAUAUAUACUUUUGUAUAUAUAAAUCCUUUUCAAGGUUCUUUUAACUGGUUGGUUGUCCAGAAUUUGUCAGUUGCUGUGUACAAAACUGAAAUAUUGCUGCUGACUUCAGAUCUGUACCACCUUGACUUUUAAAUAUUUUGAAAUAUUUUUUCUAGUGUCUGAAUGUUCAGACUGUCCAAUAGAGAGGCAGCUUAUACAUCCUGACAGAUCAUGACCAAAGGGAAAGUGGGAAGACAGAAUUCGAAAAGGAUAUUCAUAAUUUGGGCGUUCAUCAGCUACAUUUUGAAAAAGACACUUUUGCAAGUCAUUCAUUCAUUCAUUCUUUCAUAUAUAUAUAUAAAAAAAUAUAAUAUAUAUAUUUACAACUUUCUAUGAGCCUUAAUCUUAAAAAGAAGGAGCUAGACUACAGUCAAAUCAAGCACAUGAGAGUAGGCUACCAGUUUGUAAAAGGGUACGCCUUUGUUUACUUCUGUAUCAAAGACAAAGAGGAUUCUUCAUGAUUAUUUCAUUAUUCUCUUUGGAGUCAGACUGACUUUGGGGGAUCAGCUUAUAUCACUGAGGAAAAUGUUAUAAAAAAGUACCAUUUUGUCUCAUGAGUUUUGCAUAUUUAAAUAGGGAACUGUGUUUGUCAAAUGUUACAAUGAAAAAUGGUGCUUGUGAAAAUACAUAGCAUAAUGCUAGUUACUGACUUAUAUGCAAAUACUUGUGCCUCAGUGAUUUUUGUGUUUUUAUUCUACUUGCUGGAUUGUUAACUUUCUAAAGGGAUCCAUAUCUAAGAGAUGGAGUUAUUUUACACUAUGGACAUUAAACAAUAUUCUAAUGAAAUUCUUUACAAUCAUUCUUUUAUGCAAUUAUCUUGUUUUCAGACUCAAAUGGUCUAUUUAUAUCUGCAUUAGAAAUGGGUCUACACUGGAGUUUAAAAUAUAGUUUCAAAGCACAUGUGUACAUGUGUGAGUGUAUGCGAGUGCAUGCGUGUAUUUGGAUCUCCCUUUCUGUGUAUAUAUAUAUGCACAUAUAUAUACAGAUAUCAUUAGAGGCAUUAUGGUUUGCUAAUACUGGAUGCUGAAGUAUUGCAGAGCUAAGGCCAUCUGUCACAUUGUAUUUUGUUUUCAACUUUUUUUGAAGAUGUGUGAAUGAGUAUAAAAAUUACAUUUUAACUGUUUAUUCCCUGUGUAAUUUUAUAGGAGAUUUUUUAAACAGCACUUUGUUGUUUCUGUGAAAUUUUGUUGUUGUUUUUGGUUUGGGGUUUUUUUUUUUAUUUUUAAUAUUUCCUAGGAACAGAUAAAGCAAAAGAAAAAGACCACAAUUUAAAAUUAGCUGAGUGGGGUUUUAUUUGAGGAGAAAAUCCCUUUAUUAUGUACAGAAAGCAGCAUGUUGUGUAAUAUUUUUUACACAAAGCACUUUGCUGAGGAGUGAAAGUGGGAGUAUGUUUUUGCUAAACCUUACGGAGUAUUCUACAUAUUUAUACGUACUUACAUACACACAUAUGAACUCCAUUUGCCAUUCUGUAUAUCUGGCUUAUAUUUCCUCUAAAGAUAUAUCUGUUGCAUACCAUGAAAAAUAAAUUUUCAAAAGAAUUAGUUACACUUUUUUCUCUACCAGUAUGUAUAAUUUCAUGAUUUGUUACAGUUAUUUUUCAUUUAAUCAUAAGUUAUUUUAGUCCUGUCUCAUAAAAUUCUUUUUUAUGUAAAAGGUAAAAUUGAAAGGUGUAUGUGCAUGGUACAAAAUAAAACUGGAAAAUUAUAAUUCAAUGACGUCACCAAUAGAGCGUCUUAUUGUGAGAUGCCUUUAAAGAAGACUGCUGCAGCCAUUGUUCUUCACCAUAAAACUACUAGUAUUUGUAUGGAUUAAUACAAUUAGAAACAGAAAUAGGAAAAAAAAAUCUCAGUUUUCUUCUAAAAAACACUUGGGUCAGAGUUCUAAGUCUGGAUUUAAUUAUUGUUAUAGUGAGGCUAGAGAUUUGUAAAGAUAAAUGAAUGCCUCAGUGUGUGUUUACAGCCUGGGUGGAGACACAAA